AUGUCAACGUUAGAGAUGGAACUCCGUACGCUGGACAAGCAGAUUGCUAACUUGGUGCAGCAAAAAGCAUCAAUUCAGUUGCGUCUUGAGCGUGAAGGAAGUGGUAUUCAUGCAAAACCAAUGAGUGCUGAAGUAGUAGAUAGUAAUCCAUACAGUCGUUUAAUGGCACUUAAGCGGAUGGGCAUUGUCAGGCAUUAUGAAAAAAUCCGUGAUUUUUCAAUCUUGAUUGUCGGGUUAGGGGGCAUUGGUUCUGUCGCGGCUGAAAUGUUAACACGAUGUGGGAUUGGUAAAUUGAUUCUCUAUGAUUACGAUACAGUGGAACUAGCGAAUAUGAACCGUCUCUUUUUUCGACCAGAGCAAGCUGGGAUGACCAAGACCGCUGCGGCAAAACAGACGUUAUCUAGUAUUAAUCCCGAUGUGAUUUUUGAAGAAUAUACUAUGGAUAUUACAACCACGACCAACUUUGAGCAUUUAUUGGAUCGGAUCCGACAUGGAGGAGUGAAUGGAUAUGAUCCAAUUCAUCUCGUAUUAAGCUGUGUGGACAAUUAUGCUGCACGUACAGCAUUGAAUCAAGCGUGUAAUGAAUUGAAUCAAGUGUGGAUGGAAUCAGGUGUGUCCGAGGAUGCCGUUUCAGGUCAUAUUCAAUUUUUGCUACCAGGACGUACUGCUUGUUUUGAAUGUUUGCCACCUCUUAUUGUCGCAAGUGGCAUUGAUGAAUCGACAUUGAAACGUGAAGGCGUAUGUGCAGCCUCCUUGCCGACAACAAUGGGACUGGUGGCUGCAAUGUUGGUGCAAAAUGUAUUGAAAUAUCUCCUUGGGUUUGGACAAGUGUCGUAUUAUUUGGGUUACAGUGCUAUGACGGACUUUUUUCCAUCGGAUGUCAUGCGUCCAAACCCCGAGUGCUCAAAUGUACAAUGUCGCAAGCAACAAGCUGUUGCGGAACACAUUGGGUGGACUCCAAUGGUUUGGAAAGCGCUUGGUCACGAUGGACAGGAGAAUCUUGUUGUCGAACAUGACAAUAACGAGUGGGGGAUUGAGCUUGAGGAGAAGGAUGCUAGUGGAGUUACAGAAGCUCCUGCUGUAGAGAUGACAAAGCUUGCAUCGGGUCUGUCGUUUGCAUACGAGCAGUCCGUUGGAGCACUGGAAGCGGGUACUGUUGAGGAUCAAUCGGCUUUAGUCGCGGAUGCUGACAUAAGUUUGGAGGAGCUGAUGGGACAAUUAAAGUCCCUUUGA
Molecule: messenger RNA, 1233 nt
Organism: Peronospora belbahrii
Lineage: Eukaryota; Oomycota; Peronosporomycetes; Peronosporales; Peronosporaceae
Source: the annotation of a GenBank genome assembly